GCGGCGGAAAGCCCCCAGCGGGGAAGCCUGCGGCAAAGCCGACUGGGGUCCUGCCUGGGGUUCGGAAGUUGGAGCCGGUGGCGGGGUGAACCCUGCUUCUGCCCAUCCUUUCUGUAGAUGUCCCAGAUGGACCUGGCGUUGGACCCCGGUGACCAGGACCUGCUAGGUUUCCUGCUAGAGGAGAGCGGAGGUUUGGGAACGGCGCCCGACGAGGCCGUGGAGGACCCGCUAGAUUGGGAGCUGCUGCUUUCUGACGUACCGAGCGACUGGGAGGCGGACGAUUUGCUGAGCUCCCUGCUGAGUCCCCCAGCGCUGUUGAACGUUCUCAGCUCCUCCAGCCCCUGUCCUGCCCUCCAUGAUCACUCCUACUCCCUCCCACAGGAACAUGUCUCUGUGGAUCUAGAGAGCAGGAGCUGUGGAAAAGAGAGGACCCAGAUGACUCCACUGCAUACAAAGGAACCGGCAGAGCAGGAGAUGGCUAGGCUGAUACUGACAGAUGAGGAGAAGAAGCUACUGGAGAAGGAAGGGCUUAUUCUGCCCACGUUACUUCCUCUCACUAAGAUGGAGGAACAAGUUCUGAAACGAGUACGGAGGAAGAUUAGAAACAAAAAGUCUGCUCAAGAGAGCCGUAGGAAGAAGAAGGUGUAUGUUGGGGGUUUAGAAAGCAGGGUCUUGAAAUACACAGCCCAGAAUCUGGAGCUUCAGAACAAAGUACAGUUCCUGGAGGAACAGAAUUUGUCCCUUAUAGAUCAGUUGAGGAAACUUCAGGCCAUGAUAAUUGAGAUAUCAAACAAAACCAGCAACAGCAGCACCUGUGUCCUGGUCCUGUUGUUCUCCUUCUGUCUCCUCCUUGUACCUGCUAUGUAUUCUGACACAAGGGGGAGCCUGCCAGCUGAGCAUGGAGGUAAGAGGCUUAGGAAUACCUCUAAAGCAUGGGCUAGGGGAGAGGCCUGGUUGACCUCUGAAGAUUCUGUCUCCUCAGUGUUGUCCCGUCAACUUCGUGCUGUCCCCAGUGAGGAUGCUCACCAGCUGGAGCUGCCUGCCUUGCAGUCAGAGGUGCCAAAGGACAGCACACCCCAGUUGCUGGACAGUUCAGCUCAUGUUCUUCAGGCUUCUGGCAACUGCUUCUGCCUAUUGUACUACAUGCCUCAGGAUGCUAGUGCAGAGUCUCCCCUGAAAUGGUCAUUCCCUGAUCUCUUUUCAGAGACCCCCUGCCCAGGUUCCACCCUUCUCUUGCAAGCAAAUCUCACGCAAAACGGGGUAUGGCUUCCUACCCACGGCCCCUCAUCUGUCAUCUUGCAGGAUGGAUACUCAGGUUAGAUGUGAGGAUAUGGGGGUAUCAUAGCAAGAGCCUGAGGGGGGUAGGUCCCGUCUAUGUCCAAAUAAAAAGGAGUGGGAGGGGGCUGACCUUAACUCCUGUGUCCUGUGAAGAAGACUGAGGGCUCAAACACACCACACUUACUGGCUUUCUGGGUCUUUUAUUUGUACCCAUGUUUGUCACCCCAUGAAUGCAUCUGGGGAAAUCAACUGACCCCCCGAACAUUUCAUGUAGUGAAAGAAGGGGUGAGGAAAUAAAUAAAUAAGUGAUUCUGA
Molecule: messenger RNA, 1593 nt
Organism: Carlito syrichta (Philippine tarsier)
Lineage: Eukaryota; Metazoa; Chordata; Mammalia; Primates; Tarsiidae
Gene: CREB3
Product: cAMP responsive element binding protein 3
Exons: 8
Coding region: 118-1320 (400 amino acids)
Biological process (GO): regulation of transcription by RNA polymerase II
Cellular component (GO): nucleus
Molecular function (GO): RNA polymerase II cis-regulatory region sequence-specific DNA binding; DNA-binding transcription factor activity, RNA polymerase II-specific
Source: RefSeq, a predicted model, not a curated record